Molecule: messenger RNA, 336 nt
Organism: Striga asiatica
Lineage: Eukaryota; Viridiplantae; Streptophyta; Magnoliopsida; Lamiales; Orobanchaceae
Source: the annotation of a GenBank genome assembly
AUGGAUCUAGGUGUUGAGCAAGGAGUAGGGUUGCAAGAUCUGGCAACCAGUGCUAUAGCUCUGCAUACUGGUGAUGAUAGGGUAAGGAGACAACCUGAGCAAAUGGAUUCAGAAACUCAUAGCUGGCACUACUCUAGGAAUGGAGUCAGAUACUAUUCAGUGGAGGAUGUGCUAGUAAAUCUGAGGAAAUGGCUGGAAGAUGGAUUGGUCAGAGGAUGGAAAAGAGUGGAGAUUCACAUUCAGAACAAGCAGCUCCUUAGACUGUUGAACACAAGAAAUGGCUUUGACUCGAAUGUUGCUGUAUUGGCUGCUGAUGUUGUUGUGGUUAUUGGUUAG